This is a messenger RNA of Nymphaea colorata (pocket water lily), 1768 nucleotides long. RefSeq names its product probable serine/threonine-protein kinase PBL3. The record is from RefSeq and is a predicted model, not a curated record. The transcript has 6 exons. Lineage: Eukaryota; Viridiplantae; Streptophyta; Magnoliopsida; Nymphaeales; Nymphaeaceae. The coding region runs from base 210 to 1427 and encodes 405 amino acids. Gene Ontology annotation, molecular function: protein kinase activity; ATP binding. Gene Ontology annotation, biological process: protein phosphorylation.
UUUAUUCGGUGAGGAGGUUUUCGCUUGGUAUUAAGCUUUUAUAGUUUCAGAGGACGCGGAAGGUGGGGGGAGGAAGUUAAGGAGGAUGAAGGGGAGGGAGAAAUCUCUCUCCGCCAUCGGUGGCAGUCGGCGGUAUGUUUAGGAAGAGGAAGGGUUCUUGGUAGGGAGAGGAUUGAGCUGGCUCACUCUCUUUCUCUCUUCUUGUGGAGAUGGGGAGUUGUUUGGAGAAAGCGAAGAUCGAGGAGAAUUCAGCCCAGGACAGCGCUCAAUCCUCUGCUGCAGUAACAAAAGCAUUUCAUGCAGCACUUCCAAGGUCCAGCAGUACAGAAGUCAAGUCUUCUGCUACCUCUACCCAAACUUUAUCUUCUGUCAGUGAUGGUACUUCAUCAACAAACCUUCCAGAAGGACAGAUACUCCAUUCAAGUAAUUUGAGGACUUUCACUUUUAAUGAACUGAGAAGUGCAACUAGAAAUUUCCGUCCUGAUAGUCUUCUUGGAGAGGGUGGUUUUGGCUGUGUUUUCAAAGGCUGGAUAGAUGAACAUGGACUGAUUGGGUCCAAAUCUGGUUCGGGUAUGGCGGUGGCUAUAAAGAAGAUGAGCAACAAGGGUUUUCAAGGGCAAAAGGAAUGGUUGGCUGAAGUUAAUUACCUGGGUAAACUGCACCAUCCGAAUCUGGUAAAGCUAAUUGGUUAUUGCUUCGAAGAUGAUCAGUAUUUGUUGGUCUAUGAGUACAUGUCAAAAGGAAGCCUGGAAAACCAUCUUUUCAGAAGAGUGGUCAGCCAUCAACCACUUCAGUGGGCAAUAAGAGUGAAAAUAGCUCUUGGAGCUGCUAAGGGUCUUGCUUUUCUACACAAUUUAGAAAGGCCAAUAAUAUAUCGUGACUUUAAGGCAUCUAAUAUUUUGCUUGACUCGAACUAUAAUCCAAAACUUGCAGACUUUGGCUUGGCAAAAUAUGGACCUACAGGUGAUCAAACACAUGUUUCUACGCGUGUUAUUGGCACUUACGGUUAUGCAGCUCCGGAAUAUAUCGCAACAGGCCAUUUGACUGCAAAGAGUGAUGUAUACACCUAUGGAGUAGUCCUUCUAGAACUGCUUUCUGGCCGGCGAGCUUUAGACAAGAACAGGCCUCCUGGGGAGCAGAACCUGGUGGAAUGGGGUAGGCGUUACAUGGGCGACAAGCACAAGGUAUACCGAAUCAUGGACAAUCGACUGGAAGGCCAAUAUCCACUGAAGGCCGCUUAUAUAGCAGCAUCAACUGCUCUCCAGUGUCUCUCUUCGGAUCCAAAGAGCAGACCUCACAUGAAUUCUGUUGUUGAGACAAUGGCCCAAUUACAGGAUAUAAAAGAACCUGAAAGACCAUUGCCUCAGCUUGUAAAAGGCGAUUCUCGGUCUGGAACCCGUUCACGCUCGAAGGGUCAUACUGUCUAGUUUCUCACCUCUAGAGUUCUGGCCAUCAAAAAAUUAUUGGUCGUGGAAACUCUGGCUAUCUGCUUUCAGUGAGCUUCAGUUGAUGCAGCCGUGAUAAUGAGAGCUGCAUUGUUGUUGUCCCCAGUAUCUGUGGCAGACUCGUGUUCAAGCUUCUCCAAACCUGUAAAUUAUGAGAACGCAGAUAUUCGUCUGCUUUAUGUAAAGUGCUGCAUUUGCCCUUUUCUUCUCAGGAAUUGAAAUCUUGCUUCACGCAUUUCAUAUGUAUUUUUUCGGAAAUCUUAGAAAGCUUGUAAAUUUUCAAGUACUGGGUAAGACAGAAGUGAUCUCGCUUUCUCUCUCUC